Ceratitis capitata (Mediterranean fruit fly) is the source of this 2048-nucleotide messenger RNA. RefSeq lists its product as uncharacterized. NCBI's taxonomy places the organism in Eukaryota, Metazoa, Arthropoda, Insecta, Diptera, Tephritidae. The record is from RefSeq and is a predicted model, not a curated record. The transcript has 6 exons. The coding region runs from base 177 to 1988 and encodes 603 amino acids.
AUUACCGCCUGUGAAGAGCAGCAAAACAAAGCAGCGGCGCAUACAGCACAGUCGAGAUUUAACAACGGAGUGAGAUGUGCGCAAGUGAACCUCGUAAACUUCUUUAAAAUAAUUUUGAAAUAUAAAUUCAAGUUCAUAUUGACCACAAAUUGUGUAAAGAAGUUGAGACACUUUUGAUGUUCCCCUCGCCCAACGCACGCUGCAACUCAGAGGAUUCGCUCGUCAACUGGUCCAAUCAGAAUGCUGUGGCCCAGCGUAGUAAAAGUGUACCUCGUAUGUAUGGCGGCUGUGCGGAUGCCGGUAAUCCGAUAGCCAAUAACGCUACCACCGCCGUCGGGUCAUCACAACCAAGUCGACCCAGCAGUUAUGGCGCCUAUAAUAAUAUACCCCAUAGUAUGGGAUGUGCUGUUGCGGGCAGCACGGCGAGUAGAAGAGGAAAUGACGGUAUAUCAGCGGUGCAGGUUCAUCAAUACUUAAGACAGAGCAGUGAGCAAAAUACGCCAAACAAAAGUAUUAGCAACAAUCAGCUUCAGUAUCGUCAGCAUGUCAAUCAGCAGCAUCAGACUUACCCAACAAACCGUUAUAGUUACAGUGGUACAUGUAUGGGUGCGGGUGCGGGUGUGAGCGUGGGAGUGGGCGCGGCUGCAGCUAUGGGCAGCAGCUCAGCCGCUCUUUUGCAUUUAUCAACAAAUCGACUUGAUCCAUUCUCAGUGACAACAACAACAGUGGGCUCAUCGUUGCUGGGUGAUAGCAUGACGGAGAUUGUUGUGGACGACUUGCGGAAUAUGCACGAACCCACGUCUGAAUUGCUUGAUUAUUGCAAACGCAAGUUUCUGCGGCCGUUUAUUACAGUAUUAUCACUUGUCGGUGUGAAUCCCUUACCAACGGAUACAUCUAAAAUACUCUCCUGCUUAAAUUACACGCAAGCUUUGGUGGUAUUGCUAACAUUAUUAUUUGGUUAUUUUCUCCAAUAUUUAUGUUCAUAUCGCGGCGAUCGAGGUUUCAUAGCACACGAUCAGGAUCUGCCAACCAAUCCCAGCUCGAAUGCCACUUACACUGUGGGUCAAUUGUUGUUCGGUCACAUUUUUCCCAAUGCACUCAAUUUAUCAAGCUUCAUAUCGGCAAUUAUAGUUUUCAAAAUACUUGAUCAGGAGCAAUUACAAAAUUUGAUUGAACGUGUUUUCCUUAGCACUUUGGUACCACGUCGUUUAUGCAGAUUCUUAUGGCUUUACUUGUUUUGUGCUCUUGUAUUGUUAUUAUUGCUCUUCGCAUACACAGUACCAUCCGUAUUGCUGCAAUCACACAUUAUACAAGUCAAGUGGUUUACUGGGAUAUUAGCCGACUGGGAGUUGGGUAUUAAGGUUGUUUUGAUCAUAACGCUAUUUGUUCAGGAUUUAGUUGAGGUUAUAAUACUCGCCAACUAUUGCAUCCAGUGCUAUUUGCUGCGUGUGCAUAUUUCUUCGUUGUCACAUAAACUUCUGAUGCAUUCCAUUGAGACCACCGACUGGAUGCGUGAAGUUCUUGAGUUUCACAAAUUAUUAGAUCAUCUAAAUCGUCAUGCUGCAGUGCCGGUGUGCUUUUUGACAAUUAUGAAUUUAGCAUAUGCCUUUGCUGGCUUAAUAUAUAUUUUCAAUGAUUUAGAUUUUCAUUAUUCUGCAUUGGAAGUUGUUAUUUUGAAUAUUUUUAAUGUAUUACUUUGGCUUUGGCUCGGAGUUAUACCAUUUGUGUUGGCCGCUUCAGUAACGCAUGCAUGCCAGAAGGCUCAGUCUAACGGUCAUCAUAUUAGAGCGCGACCCUUUGUUUAUCACAGCACCUCAACAGAGGAUUUAAAUUCUACACUUUUAUUUUCAUCGUCCUUACAAAUGUCUGCGAAAAUUUUCAAAAUGCCAAUCCAACCCAAUUAUCUUUGUUGCACUUUAUUAUCGAUAUCGAUAUUAGUCUUAACAUUGGGCAUGUGCCUUAAUCCGUCAAUUAUAGGUAUUUUUUAAAAGUAUGAUAUAUAUUAUAAGAACGUAAAAAACCCAUAAACGUGUUGGUAAUAAUAAAUA